AUGCUCAUUCUUCUCCACGCAGUCAUCCAAAGCGAAUGGGAAUCCGACGCCAAGCCAGCAUCUGCAGCGUCUCCUCAGAACAGUCAGAACGGCAAUGGAGAGCUCUCACUUCCCCAGAAGAUGCUUGAGUCGGCUGCUACGUCGUUCGCGUCCAUACUUGUCCUUGCCGCAGGAUUUGGCAUCGCUGGCUAUGCCUAUCACAAGUCCUACAAACGCAUCGUUCUCAACAAGAUGGCCAAUGCCUUUGAGCCAGGCGACCCUGUUCUCGAUCUCGCGGCCAUCGGCAAAGAGGUGCCCAUGACACCAGCCGAUAUGGAUGACCGCUGGGUCAAUCGGCCUGAGCAGCUUCGUGUCGACCAGAUCGUCCAGGGCGAAGAAGUUGGACAUUAUCAUCUUCUUAUUGGCGACAAGGGCACUGGGAAGAGCAGCAUGCUGAUCGAGGCCAUGCGCAAGAUUGAUGGCGACGGCGUCGCCAUGUUCGAGGCCCACGCCGACCUGGAAAUCGUUCGUAUCCGCCUUGGCAAGGCCCUUGACUUUGAGUUCCACGAAGACUACAUCGGCGGUUACUUCAGUGAGCGUGGCCCCCGCGACACCACAGCACUCCUGGACAUCGAGCGCGCCCUCAACAAGCUUGAGAAGGUGGCACUCCUUAAGCGAGCUGAGCGCAAGAAGCCGCUGGUGCUCAUCAUCAAUCAGAUGCACUUGAUCCGUGACGACGAUGACGGCAAGGAUCUCAUUGAACUACUUCAGCAGCGUGCGGAGCAAUGGGCGGCAGCCAACCUUGUAACCAUGGUCUUCAACAGCGACGACUUUUGGGUGUAUGAAAGGCUGAAGCAACUGGCCACGCGAAUGGAAGUCAUCCCUGUACUUGACCUUCCCAAGGCGCAAGCUUCGAUUGCGCUGCAGAAGUAUCGAGUCCGCUACUUUGGGCAACAAGUGUCGGCUCGCGAGCUGGAAGAGGUGUACGACCUCGUUGAAGCUACGACACUCCGCAUCGCCGACAUUGAGAGUCUUGGCCGCCAGCGCGAAUUGGUCGCCAAAGAUUUGGUACUGGGAGGACAUUACGAGAUCGCCAAACAGGGGAGCAACGGAUUUACCGUCAAGGUGGUCCCAGUCCCCAGUCUCAAGACAAGUCUUUUCACUCCGCCAAAAAGGUGCACAUGCCAAGUCCGUCAGAACUGGAUCGACGAUGUCUCUUCUACCCCGCCGCCCAUCCAUCCACCUGCCAAGCCUGGCAUGCACGCAGACCUGCAGCUUCCUCACUUGUCACAUGCGCACAAGAGUGGGUAA
Molecule: messenger RNA, 1290 nt
Organism: Verticillium alfalfae VaMs.102
Lineage: Eukaryota; Fungi; Ascomycota; Sordariomycetes; Glomerellales; Plectosphaerellaceae
Exons: 4
Coding region: 1-1290 (429 amino acids)
Source: RefSeq, a predicted model, not a curated record